CGGACCUUCGACAGAUUCCACGCAGCUGGCCAAACAAAACCAACCGAGCAAAGCUUGACGACGAUGGCCGACACCGCGAAGGACGUGCUCACGGAAGAGGAAGUCUUGGCCGAGGCCAAGGCCGAGGUUGCCAAGGCCCAGGAGAACGAUGAAGCGGCUGAGGCUAAGACCGCUGAGAAGGUUGCGGACCAGCCCCCCGCGGCCAAGUUGGACGUGCAGGCGUUGCCGAUCCGCGCGUAUUUGGACCAAACCGUGGUGCCCAUCUUGCUGCAGGGCAUGUCGUCGCUCGUGAAGGAGCGACCUCCGAACCCGAUUGAAUGGCUCGCUGCCUAUUUAAUUAAGAACAACCCCCAAGGACCGAGUAGCAAUAGCAAGUAGUCGUACCAAGCCUUCAACACGAUGACGGUCUCCACAAAUGUG
Messenger RNA from Saprolegnia parasitica CBS 223.65, 420 nucleotides. RefSeq lists its product as hypothetical. Gene Ontology annotation, cellular component: Set1C/COMPASS complex. The record is from RefSeq and is a predicted model, not a curated record. Bases 64 to 378 code for a protein of 104 amino acids. Lineage: Eukaryota; Oomycota; Saprolegniomycetes; Saprolegniales; Saprolegniaceae. The transcript has 3 exons.